This is a messenger RNA of Elaeis guineensis (African oil palm), 1215 nucleotides long. RefSeq names its product haloacid dehalogenase-like hydrolase domain-containing protein At4g39970. The record is from RefSeq and is a predicted model, not a curated record. Gene Ontology annotation, molecular function: hydrolase activity. Lineage: Eukaryota; Viridiplantae; Streptophyta; Magnoliopsida; Arecales; Arecaceae.
CCCUCGUUCGAGACCUCCGCUCGCCUCCGCCGCUUCUCCUUCCCAUUCUCCCACUUCUUCCCCUCUCCAAGCUCUCAUCUUUGACUGCGACGGCGUCAUCCUCGAGUCGGAGCACCUCCACCGCCAGGCCUACAACGAGGCCUUCGCCCACUUCGCCGUCCGCUGCCCCCCUUCCACCUCUCAGCCCCUCUACUGGAACUCUGACUUCUACGAUGAGCUCCAGAACCGGAUUGGCGGAGGAAAGCCCAAGAUGAGAUGGUAUUUCAAUGAGAAUGGUUGGCCUUCUUCUCCCAUCUUUGAGACUCCUCCGUCAACCGACUCGGAUAAGGAAAGGUUGAUCGAUAUCCUCCAGGAUUGGAAGACUGAGAGGUACAAAGAAAUUAUUAAAUCUGGAACUGUGGAGCCUAGACCAGGCGUGUUGCAAUUAAUGGAUGACGCCAAGGGUGCGGGUAUUAGACUUGCUGUUUGCUCUGCAGCAACUAAAAGUUCAGUUGUACUAUGCCUUGAGAAUCUUAUUGGAAUAGAGCGGUUUGAAAGUCUUGACUGCUUUCUUGCAGGUGAUGAUGUCAUAGCAAAGAAGCCUGAUCCAUCAAUUUAUUUAACAGCUGCAAGGAAACUUGGUGUGCUAGGGAAGAACUGUUUGGUGGUGGAGGAUAGUGUCAUUGGGCUACAAGCAGCAAGUGGAGCAGGAAUGCCAUGUAUAAUAACUUAUACAUCUUCUACCGCGAACCAGGAUUUUAAAGAUGCUAUUGCAACCUACCCUGACUUGAGCAAUGUGAGGCUACAGGAUCUUAAAUCAUUGCUUCAAAAUUCUUUGGUUGCUAACUAGUAAGUCCGUGUUGGUUUCACAUUAUGUGGCCUCAACUACUUCUGGCGGUCCAAGGAAGGUUGAGGAAUGAUUGUAAUUUUAGUACCUUCGAAGAUUCGCUGAUUUCCAUCAUGAAUCUCAAAGUUGAUUCAUUGAAUCUUCCAAUCCAAUUGGAAGCUUGAUAUAGUGUAUAUAAUAAUUUUUAUUUCACAUCCCAUUGGUAUUCCUAUCAUGUACUAUUUUCCACUUUAUAAUUCUCUAUGUAUAAUAUAGGGGCUUCCUUGGAACUGAGCCUGCCCAUUUUUUGCAUUUCACCAUUGUUUUCCUUGGGUAAAGGCAAAUAUAAAGUAAGAAUCUGCUUGUUUGCAGAUAUGGACUAUUUUUCCCGGAAUUAUUUACUUCUGAGA